Pygocentrus nattereri (red-bellied piranha) is the source of this 2395-nucleotide messenger RNA. Its product is annotated as TLR4 interactor with leucine rich repeats-like. Gene Ontology annotation, molecular function: protein binding. The transcript has a single exon. Bases 10 to 2118 code for a protein of 702 amino acids. Lineage: Eukaryota; Metazoa; Chordata; Actinopteri; Characiformes; Serrasalmidae. The record is from RefSeq and is a predicted model, not a curated record.
AGUUGUCAAAUGGGAUCAACAAGCUUCUCGCAGACUCUAAACAUGAGGAUUUACAUUUUUUGUCUUUUUUACAUCAACCUUUAUGGUACAUUUGUGGGUAUGUGUCCAAUGUUCUGUGAAUGCAGGAAUGGGGAGGUAUUUUGUGUAAAUUCAGGAUUGUCCCACGUUCUUCAACUUCGUUCAUCAAGACACCUCAGGCUGGCUGGCAAUCUCACCGACUGCAUUCAUCCAUCUGGUUUCCAGCUGUACACAAAUGUGAGUGUUUGGAAUUUUCAAUCAAAUUCAACUAAGCCAAGUAAUUAUGGUUCAUUCUAUCAGUUCAGGAACCUCAGAGAACUUCACCUAGGUUUCAACCAAUCGGCACUGGAUUGUCAUUUACCCUUUGGACUAGCUAUUGCAAAUAUGAGUCAACUAAACAAUGUUCCCAAAGAAGUGGAUACCAGUUUAAAGUGGCCCAACAAAUUGCACCUCAGUGACAACAGUCUCAAACUGACAGAAAAACCAACAGGUCUAACAUCACUGGAGAUUAUACCUUUAGAAGACACGCAGAUCAAGUUUAUCACAACAUUGAUGAAGAAUACACUCAAAGGACUGCAAAGACUAAAGACAUUGAAUCUAUCAGGCAACAGGCUAUCAAGCUUCCCUGGUGGCAUUUUUAACCUACUUUCCUCUCUCUCUGAACUCAUGCUUGACAACAAUCUCUUGUCCGAAGUCAAAGAAUCAGAUUUGAAGGACUUGAUAAAAGCAAAGGUGUUAUCUUUAAGUCAUAACAGGCUCUCUCAGAUACAUCCUUCUGCAUUCAGAGAGUUGUACAACCUAGAAGUCCUAAAAUUGAAUGGAAAUAAUAUUUCUGAGAUAAAGAAACUCACAUUUCGAUAUUGCAGAAACCUCAGAGAUAUCGACCUCAGCGAUAAUGCCAUUUCAAGUCUGGAUGAUUUUGCUUUUAGUGGUUUAUCCAAGUUGAGAAGUCUAAGGCUAAACAACAACAGACUCAUCUACAUAAAUCCUCAGGUGUUUGGAGACAGCACACAGUUACAAUCCCUUGACUUGACAGGGAAUGUAUGGAGGUGUGACUGUAGAUUACUGUGUCUGAAGAACUGGCUGGAGGCAGGCAGAAACGGCCUUGUCACUGUGAAGUGCUCUCAUCCAGAAACUCUGAAAGGUCAGUACCUCCACACUAUCAGCAGUGCACUGAUCCACAGCACUGGCAGCCCGUGCAGCAGAGCACACACUCGUGUUCAAUCAAAGCCUACCCACUCAGGCAGCGGCUCACGGGUGACCAGACAAACCUGUCAUGAUGGUGACAGAUACCACACUCACCGAAGAGUGGGCAGGACCGCUCCACGACUUAUGAUCAGACAUAGAGAAAUAGGAAACGCUCUAGAAUCAAAGCAAUACCAGGAUGGCUCAACAGGGGGCCUCUUGACCCCUCAAAACAAAACAGCAGCUGCAAUAGUUGCUAGAUUCUCUAACUCAACCAGAGGAAAGGCCACGGAGGAGAACAUAGCCAGAGAUGCGUGUUCUUACAACCAGCUGGUUAUUUUCAACAUCUCUGCUGUGACAGUCACUUCCAGCUCAGCUCUCAUAAAAUGGGUUCUGGCCAGAAAUGACAUCCAGAACGUUCACUUCAGAGUCAUGUAUGAUCACUUCCACACACACACACGCUUCAGCCGCUUUGUAAAUGUUAAACAAGGCACAGUGUGUAACCUAUGUGACCUGCGGCCCUCUACACCAUAUCUCGUCUGCGUGGAGAGUGUGGUGGAUGAGAAAGUGUGCCAUGUGGCAUCACGUGAUCUUUGCUUGGGUAUUAUCACAAAGCCUGAGGAGAUGUCCAGCCCUGAGCCUCAAACUAUUGUCUUAUUCUUCACUGGAGUUAAUGCUUUUGCUAUACUAGUCAUUUUGGCCCUGUUUGUUCAUUUGGGUUGUGUUCUGAGAAAGAAGUUGCAGGCAGAUGCCAUAAGCUUGCUUUAUGCACGAGAUAAGAGCAUCUCCUGUGCCAUGUGUGCUGGAAUACCCCUGUCAGAUCGGAAUUCUGGGAUGAAUACCACAAGCUCCCAUACAGGAACAUAUCAACAAAGUGAUGCCAUUGAUGUCAUAGACCUACCAGCUGCACGUUAAACAGAAGACUGACCAAACGUCACGUUACUCAAAUUGCAUGCAAAACAGUGAACAUAUUACAAAGGCUGGAGAGGAGCCAUCAGACAAUCCUUACUUUGCAUUUGUUUUUAUGUACCUUUUGUCAAACAAUGUAACAUGCAUUGUACACUGUCAAUGGCAGUAUAUUAUUUUGAUAGCAUUCCUAUCAAUGGAACAGUGGAGGAAGCUUAUAUGUAUUAUGCAUUUAUGGUAAUAACAUGUCAGCUAAAACUUUAAUAUAGUAAAUCCUCAAACAAAA